Messenger RNA from Pestalotiopsis fici W106-1, 1401 nucleotides. RefSeq lists its product as uncharacterized. Gene Ontology annotation, biological process: mitochondrial translational initiation. The transcript has a single exon. Gene Ontology annotation, molecular function: structural constituent of ribosome. Lineage: Eukaryota; Fungi; Ascomycota; Sordariomycetes; Amphisphaeriales; Sporocadaceae. Bases 1 to 1401 code for a protein of 466 amino acids. The record is from RefSeq and is a predicted model, not a curated record. Gene Ontology annotation, cellular component: mitochondrial small ribosomal subunit.
AUGGCCAGCGCCAGCGCAUCUAGGAGCGUGGCUCCCGGAGCAGCCCUGCUCCGGUCGUCUCGCAUGUUCUCCAUGCCAGCGCCCAUUCCAGCACCGACUGAUCUCUCACAAGCGACGAGGCACAAGUCACCGACCGCCACAACGCCAUUCCCUACCCACCUCACAGUAACGACACCCGAAUCAUCGCGCGCGGUUGGAGAUUGGGGCUUCAAGCGGCCGCUGCCCUUGAAGACGACCACAAAGUCAUCCUUGCCGCUGCUGAAGGUCAAGAAGGUCGACUCGAUCGAACAAGUCACCGACUUUGGAUCCUCCUCAGACCAUGCCAUUACUCUGAAGAAAUGGCAAGAGAUGAACAUGAACAUCACCGUGCCCCGAGAAGGCACCGACUCCAGGCCUGCCAAGUCUGUCUUUGAAGAUUACAGCGACGUGACUUCGCUAAGCGCCGAGGACAAGGUGAAGAAGGAAAAUGUGCGCUGGAAGUUUAGCGGACCAUGGCUAGCCGGCAUGACCGAUGGCGAAUUCGAGCAGUACCUGUCAAAUACCGUGCGGGAGAGGCGCCAAGAAUUCCGCGAGUACUUGAAGCAGCAGCUUGCUUCUGAAUUAACUGAGGAGCAAAGCGCAUUGGCGAGUGAGAAGGCAGAGCCAGUUCCGGCGCCCACACUGGCCAACGAUAUUACCGAAGAGACGUUGACCGAGUAUCUCCGGAAACUUCGUGGCGACCGUAUUCUGCUCUUCCAGCAUGUUAGCAGAUUUUUGGAUCUUGCUCCGCUGGCUCCUGAGUCGACCACAUUGGAAGCUCUUGACAGACUGAACCCGAACAAGAAGUACGAAAUCGCUCUGAGUCCUUAUGCUCGAAAUGGUCCGCCAGUUACACACCCAUCCGCCGGACUUUCGUACCUGCGCACCAACAACUACCUCGAAAACCACCCCAUUUAUGGUCCUCAACAGUACCAUGCUCCGGUCAAGGCCAGAAUUGUGACACCAAGACAGAGCUCGUCUGGCUGGGUAGCCAAGAUUGGUGUGGGAGGUUUCAUCUCCAAGAUUCCUGAGGGUGAAACUUCUUUCAAUUACACUUCCUCUCUGGGCAAGGGAGCCCAAGAAAGGAUUCCUGGCCUCAACAAUUUCCUUCCCGACGUUCAGGGAGGUUCCAAGGUGUACGUGCGUCCUGAAAGGGCCUCGAUCGAGUCGAGCGGAAAAAUGAUUCUCGAGUUUGGUGCCACCGAUCCGAAUGCUUCAGUUGUGCACAAGGAAAUGGUCGGUGAAGCCUCAGUCUUUGAAGAUGCUUCAAAGGAGAGGCACGAGAUUCGGGUGGAGAGACCCAUGCAUACGCACCAAUCGUUCCGCCGGCUGAGGAGACAUAUCACUAGCAGCUCUGCCAGCUAUGGUAUCACAAAGGAGUAA